Messenger RNA from Loa loa (African eye worm), 381 nucleotides. RefSeq lists its product as hypothetical. The coding region runs from base 1 to 381 and encodes 126 amino acids. Gene Ontology annotation, molecular function: protein binding. Lineage: Eukaryota; Metazoa; Nematoda; Chromadorea; Rhabditida; Onchocercidae. The record is from RefSeq and is a predicted model, not a curated record. The transcript is spliced from 3 exons.
AUGAUAUCAUCUUCUUUUUCAUCAAAACAAUCAUUAAAUCAACAACUCUAUCAUUCACAAUAUUCGACCUCAUCCAUAUAUUGUACAAAUAAUGCACAAUCAUUAAUUAACGAUAAUUCUAUACCUAUCACAUCAUUUUUCAACAAUGUACAACACAUUACAGUAACUGGAUAUAUCAUUUUUAUUGGAAUUAUUCGAUCGAAACAACAAAUUAUUCUUUUUGGUAGUCCAGCAAAUAAAGCAGGUCUUCAGGUUGGUGAUCGUAUCAUUGAGGUGAAUGGUUAUCCAACUGAGGGCAAAAGUCAUGCAUACAUUGUUAAACUUAUUCAUCAAUUAAAUUCUAGUUUAAACAGAUCGAUUCGAUACGAUAUAAUCGAUUAA